AUGACGGAAUCCUUAUUUGAUACUAAGUUCACUUCGGAGCCCUCAACGUCUAAUUCAGCUCCGAAGGACGAUUCAUCGCCAGAAAAUACAGACCGAUCUACAACGCUACCUGCCAUAGAUGAUGACAGAAAUGCAGCUGCAUUGUUGAAUUAUAGAGUGUUGGUAAGUGCAAAAGAGUCGGGAUGUUUAAUUGGGCAAAGUGGACAAGUGAUUGACUCAAUCAGGGAAGAGACCCAUACUAAGGCUGGCAUAUCAAAAUUGCAGCCUGGAUCCCAUGAACGAAUCUUGACUGUUAGUGGAACACUUGAUGAUGCAGCAAAGGCUCUUAGUUACUUCGCUCAAGCGUUGUGUAACUCGACUUUCGAACCUUACAAUUAUUUCCCUUUAAAACAGUUGUCAUCAAGUCCUUGCGUUGAGGGCGAAACUACGAUUUUAAGAUUAUUAAUACCAAAUAGUCAGAUGGGUACAUUGAUCGGUGCAAAGGGGGCGAGAAUACAACAAAUUCAAUCUAUAUAUAACGUCUCAAUGAUCGCUUCCAAAUCAUUUUUGCCAGGGUCAAAUGAGAGGUUAGUAGAGUUACAAGGAACUGUGGAUAAUUUAUACGAUGCGUUAAGGGUUAUAUCAAGAUGUUUAAUUGAAGACUUCUCUAGUGUCGUUAAUACAACAUACUAUGUCCCUAGAGGUACCGGUGUCAGGAAUCUCAAGAAGUCCCAUGUUGUUACAACUUCCAUCAGUUUUCCGAAUGAUAUAGUCGGAGCUUUAAUUGGAAGGAAUGGCUCUAGGAUUCAGGGAGUAAGGAAAGUAAGUGGUGCUACAAUUGGUAUAAGUGACGAAGAGGAAGGAAAAACUGAAAGAACAUUUACAAUAUCGGGGACCUCACACGCUGUGGAAAAAGCGAAAGACUUACUAUACCACAAUCUAGAAAGAGAAGAACAAAGAAGAGCAGAGGUUUCUUUAAACAAAUAA
Molecule: messenger RNA, 966 nt
Organism: Priceomyces carsonii
Lineage: Eukaryota; Fungi; Ascomycota; Pichiomycetes; Serinales; Debaryomycetaceae
Exons: 1
Coding region: 1-966 (321 amino acids)
Biological process (GO): regulation of gene expression
Cellular component (GO): nucleus; cytoplasm
Molecular function (GO): mRNA binding
Source: RefSeq, a predicted model, not a curated record